AUGGAUGAUAGUGCUGACGAAAAUUUUGAAGGCGUUGAAGAACUGAACGAAAACGAUGAAGUCAAAUCGGAAAACGAAAAUGCUGAUGCUAAUCCAGAAAACGAAAGUGGCGAAAAUAAUAUAGAGGAUGGCGAAGACAAAGAGGGGGACGAUAAAAAUGAAGCCAAAUCAUCUGAUGAACUGAAUGAAAAAAAUGAAGCAGAUCCUGCCUGUGAAAACGCAAAUAAUACACCGGACGAAGGGAACAAUUUGCAAGAUUCUUCCAAUUUUACCUUUGACAAAAAUUUAUUCUCGGCACCAAAGUUCUAUCCCUACUAUCUCAUGAAAGACCACGUUGUGCAGUAUCUUGAGCCCAUAAUUAAAAAGGCCAGAAAAAGAAGUUUCAUGUUCUGCUGCUGA
This is a messenger RNA of Plasmodium cynomolgi strain B, 399 nucleotides long. RefSeq lists its product as hypothetical. The transcript is spliced from 2 exons. Bases 1 to 399 code for a protein of 132 amino acids. Lineage: Eukaryota; Apicomplexa; Aconoidasida; Haemosporida; Plasmodiidae. The record is from RefSeq and is a predicted model, not a curated record.